AUGAUAGAGCUGGCGAUCAACCAGUUGAGGUACCAGGAGGUUAGUGAUGGCCAUGACACGGGUAGGAGAACAGACGGCCGAGUCGAACCUGGCAACCGAACCGCAACUACUCAUCGGCCGACUAACGUCGGCAGCAAGUUCUCGACGAAAAAGUUGAAGUUCCACGAGGACACGGAGAAAGGACCAGCGAAGGAUCUGUCGGAUACCAUCAGGAUGAUAUGUUUAAUGCAAGACUUCACCUUCCCCACGCGACUGCCCAAGUACCAAACACCCAUAGACCAGGUGGUUCCUUCAAGUGACGUCCAACGAUAG
This is a messenger RNA of Macrosiphum euphorbiae (potato aphid), 312 nucleotides long. Lineage: Eukaryota; Metazoa; Arthropoda; Insecta; Hemiptera; Aphididae. The record is from the annotation of a GenBank genome assembly.